Molecule: messenger RNA, 2675 nt
Organism: Megalops cyprinoides (Indo-Pacific tarpon)
Lineage: Eukaryota; Metazoa; Chordata; Actinopteri; Elopiformes; Megalopidae
Product: major facilitator superfamily domain-containing protein 8-like
Exons: 12
Coding region: 551-2020 (489 amino acids)
Biological process (GO): transmembrane transport
Molecular function (GO): transmembrane transporter activity
Source: RefSeq, a predicted model, not a curated record
UCUGUGGUGCAACGUGCUGUCGCACAGUUAAUGUCAGAUUUAAUAUUGGUCGCGUGGGAUUUAUCAAAUAAAAACCGUCAUGGCUUCAGUGGAGAUGAUACUGCUGUCACUGGUAACAGACAAAGAAAUACUGGUGUGGAUGAAUGGAUUUUAGGUAGCUUGUGUAGCUAGCUAUUUGUAUUGCAUUCAGUAGCAAACGAUUAGCAGCAUAGCAGCUGUCCUGUCUAUGAGAGAUUAGUUCGUAGACAUUUUAAGUUGCUUUAAGAGAGCGCACAGUGUGCAUAUGCCCGUGUUAGUUAUAUUAAAUAGAUGUAUUCCUGUGAGUGUAUGAACCAAAUUUGCGAACCUGAUUAAUACAACUUGGAAAACGCAUUGUAUUCUUUCCGAGUCUUCACUGAUGGGGCCGGUAAUUGGACACACUGUCUCUUUGAUUAAACUGAAAAACCGUACUGCAAAGGAACUAUGUUUUAAAAUACCGCCAUGAGCCGAAUUUAGUUAGCAUAAAGGGAAAUAGUGAAAUUUCAAUUUCCAGACGACCUCAAAUUGUAAAAUGGAUUAUAGACGAAAAAGGAAAUUGACAUUUUUCACAAUCGGAUUAAUCUUCCUUUUAAGUGGCAUCGAAUAUGCUGUGAUCCUCCCCACGAUAUGGAGAUACCUACAGACACUGGGGGCAGCGCCCUACUUCCUGGGUCUGGGCCUGUCUGCGUUCAGCCUGAGUGGACUGCUGUCGGGCCCCCUCUUUGGUCACUGGUCUGAUCGGACUCGCACCACCAAGAACAUCAUCCUGUUUGCCAACCUCUUUGAGAUUGUGGGAAACUUCAUGUAUUUUAUGGGGUAUUCCAAGUGGCUGUUGCUAUCCAGUCGGCUGGUGGCGGGUAUUGGGACAGGUGCUGGCUCCUCCAUUUUUGGAUUCCUUACACGGAGCACCGCUCCAGAGGACCGUGCCACGGUCUUUGCAGCUGUCAUGGCAUGCCGGCAGGCUGGGCUGCUGAUCGGUCCAGCUUUCAACAUCUUCCUGAGGCUGUGCGAUUUCCAGCUGGGUCCUUUUGUUGUGAAUAAAUACACUGCUCCGGGGCUCUUCAUGUGUCUGCUGUGGAUCCUGCUCCAGCUGCCAGUGAUGUUCAUGUAUUGGGAUAUCCCGCCUCAAGACACCAGGGACCAGGAUGGGGAGGUAAGGGAGGUGGAUACAGACGGAGAGGAAGAGGGAGAGAUUGAGGAAGCGAAGCCCCUGGUGAGCCCCAAGGAGACUCCUGGGUCCUAUGGUGCCGUUUCUCCCAGCCAGUUGAACCCCGCCAUCUCCAACGGCAACCUGCCCCACUUCACUCCGCCACCCUCGCCCCCACCGCAGUCAGUGACCUCAAAUCCCUUCAAGAACUUCAGUGUCACGAGAGAGUUCCUGAAGGAGGAAGUGGUGGUUCUGCUCACGGCCCAAUUCAUCACGCUCUUCAAUCAGACCGCUUUGGAGACCAUGGUGACCCCUCUGACCCAGAAGUACUUCAACUUUGGGGAGCUGGAGAACAGCAUAAUGUACUGUAUCUGUGGGGUGGAGGUGAUCGCUGGGUUCUUCUUUGUGCGCUGGCUCAGUGGCCGUGUUGCAGAGCGCGUGGUCCUGGCUGUGGGACUGAUCAUCUGCAACAUCUCCUGUAUCUGGUGCCUCAUCUUCCUGGCUAACCCCCAGGGUGGGUUUUCCUGGCAGUUGGCAGAGUUCAUAAUCGGUGUAUUCCUGCAGGUUCUGGGGCUUCCAUUUGUUGCGGUUGCCCAGGUUUCCCUCUUUUCUAAAGUAACAGCAGAGAAGACGCAAGGGUUCAGUCAAGGGGUCCGUCGCUCGGUUGGGGGGCUAGCCACCAUCCUGGGACCUCUCUGGGCUGGAGGCCUGACGGACAACCUCUAUGUUAUGCUGGGGGUGAUGGUUGCCCUGCUGGCUCUGCUUACUAUAAUGAUGGUCUUUUCAUACGACCGGCUCCUUGAGCCCCGCGUGGUGCAGCAUGCUGACAGCUCAGAGGAGUGUGGAGAGAGCUAAGUGCCCUCACAGAUCAGAGCUAAGGUGUGUGAAGCCCCUGCCCUUCAUCCCACACGAGCUCUCCGUUUCCUCUUUGCCCCUUGUGCACUGGGUGUAGGAGUGAUUGCAGGGGUCUAGAAGGAGUAGCAAGUGGGAAAAUAAUGUUGAAGUGGUACACAGAUUCUCUGCCCAUGUCCAAUGCGUCUUCUGCUCAGCUGGCCAAAACAUAUCAACCACCUGCAACGCUACAUGAUGAAUGUAACUGUCCUGUUAUAUUUCCUGUGGAAACUCUAAUGUUAAAAACCAAAAAGGUAAUGAUAGAAUGUGGUGUGCUGCAUGGCACACGGAAAGCCGUACUUCGAGAAGCACAUGCACCAUACAUGACACUCAGUCACAAAAGGUUAAACGAACAAAUAUACUGCUACUCAGUUGUACAGCUCAUUCAACUGCAUACAUGUGAGUUAGCCUUGUAAUAGCUUUUCCUGUUGCUACAGAUGUACAGUAAAGUGCAGACACUACGACCCACAGACAAUCACACAGACGCCUUGAUUGAAAAGAAUCUGAUUCACAGUAUAUUUUCUGCAACAAAAUAACUAGCUAUGCUUAAUUUUAUUUCUUUCCAAAGGAUGUAUUUUACCAUACCUGUUUUUACCACAAGUAAGACCUAUUAUCCUAA